AAGCUGUCAUUUUCGGGAAAACAAAACUCGCGGCGUGAAAGCGGCAUUUUUCAUUUAAAUUGUUUCCUGAAUAUUUCUGCCGGAUUAUACCAUUAAAUUAUUAUCAUUUUCUAGUUUCAAAUAGUGCUAAGCGAUGGUUAAGCUAACGCCGGAACUCAUCAACCAAUCAAUGCAGUUCAUGAACCCCUGCAGGGAUCGUGAACUGGAUUUACGAGGAUAUAAAAUUCCUCAAAUUGAGAAUAUGGGAGCUACCUUGGAUCAGUUCGACACGAUCGACUUUUCCGACAAUGAUAUCCGCAAGCUUGAUGGCUUCCCACAUCUGCCAAGGCUAAAAUGUCUCCUGCUGAACAAUAACCGGAUAGUAAGAAUAAGUGACACCUUACACGAAUCCCUGCCCAACUUAGAAAGCAUUGUCCUCACCGGGAACAAUAUGCAAGAGCUAGGGGAUCUGGAACCGCUGGUUAAAAUGCCAAAACUGCAAAGCCUUUCGCUCCUAACCAAUCCGGUUUCGACCAAACCGCACUACCGGGAGUACGUGGCAUUCCGUUUUCCCAAUCUACGAUUGUUGGAUUUUCGCAAGAUCAAGCUGAAGGAACGGGAAGCGGCCAAGGAACUGUUCAAGAGCAAAAAGGGCAAGGAACUGCAGCGGGAGAUUAUGCGCAAAGCCAAACUGGCAAUGCCAGUUCCGGACAAACCGACGGUACACAACGCUUCCCCAGCCGACAUUCAACGCAUCAAGGAAGCCAUCAAGCGGGCGACCAAUCUGCACGAGGUCGAACGGUUGACGCGGAUGCUUCAAUCCGGAACGAUAACCGGCGAUUUCAGUUUGAAUGGUAACGGAGCGAUGGAAACCGAGUGAAGUUAAUAACUUUGAUAAAAUCAGAUACUACAUCUCUGAUACUUACACGGCAGGAAGCGAUAAUAAGUUGUAAUAAACAAUUCCAAUUUUAAAGUCUUUAGUACUUUUUAUGAGAGAAAUGUCGUUCAUAAAACAAAAUAGACGUGGAUAGAUGGGUCCGACCAAUUAUUA
Molecule: messenger RNA, 1030 nt
Organism: Uranotaenia lowii
Lineage: Eukaryota; Metazoa; Arthropoda; Insecta; Diptera; Culicidae
Gene: U2A
Product: probable U2 small nuclear ribonucleoprotein A'
Exons: 4
Coding region: 134-859 (241 amino acids)
Biological process (GO): mRNA splicing, via spliceosome
Cellular component (GO): U2 snRNP
Molecular function (GO): protein binding; U2 snRNA binding
Source: RefSeq, a predicted model, not a curated record